ACUAAGAUGCGCGCCUAGUUGAAGGAGGUUCUCCACACCCGCGUGCCUAAAACUUUCUAAUGAAACCCCCCAAAACUUUUUGACGAACAUUAUUUUUGACGCUCUGGAGGUCAAGAGGGUUGUCGACGUAUUAACCCGCGUCUUUUAUUGAAAAGAAAACUUCAGGUAUGUUAGAACUUUCAUCGAAUAUGAGGAACCAAUUCUGAUGACAGAUGACUUUUGGUUUGUUGUUUUAAGAAGUAGCCUGAUAGUGCUGAGAAACUUUUUUUCUUUUAUUUUUUUUUUCUUUUAGUAGAGCUUAGUAGCUUUAGUUUCAGUUGCACAGAGGUAGAUGUGAUUGGCUUAACAAGUACCUUCUCUGUCUGUGAAGAACAUGGAGCCCAGUUCCACAGAGGGAGGAGCUGAAGAGACGCUCCCCAAAAGUUACCCACCAGGUCUUGUAAGUGCUGAAAUUAAACAGAAAACACACAACUUUUAACCUAAUUUCUUCCCUUUAGCACAUUCUUCUUCUUUUACAUGCAAUUAAAGUUAUUUUUACAAACACUACUAUCAUCAUUUACUCAGUAGUCAAGCGCUUUCAUCUGCUGAAUACUCAGACUCAUAGCAUUCUUAUAAACAAUUUACGUCAGAUUCUUUAAAAGGUCAGUUUCUCACGCAUGACUUGUGUCCUGUGGCUCCUCUGGGAUCUGUGUGUCCUGGCCUGAGGAUGCUGAGAGUCAGUGAAUAACAUCUGGCUGUCAGAGUGACCCUCCAGCUCUGCUGUCUGCAGCUGCUGCUCCAAGCAGGAGGGUCCACUCAGAGGAGGUCAGCUCUCCCAACGAGUGCCACAAAGGUCACCAGCGGGUUUAUAAUUUGCAGAAACAGGCGACAGGACCUGCAGUGUGAUGUUCAUUAAUAUGCAGAGCGCUCUCUGGUACUUUGUAGCAUCGGUCAUACUCGGAGCAGAAGGCAUGCCAUUUUUAUUCCUGUGGUAAUUUGAAAGAAAAAUAGGGUCGACUGCAGAACGUAGCAGUUGAGAAUAUGUGUGGUGAGGGCUUUUUUUUCUCUUCUUCUUUCCACCAGCCUCACAAAGUGAUGCUCAAACAUGGACAAGAGCUGGAGGAAGAGCAGGAGGAGUUGGCCGAGCACCAGCCUCUGGAGCAGGAAGACCUGAAUUUUGAGAGGUGGAAGCGUAGGCCGAUACCACAGAGGACACUGCACCAGAAAAUAGACGACCUGAAGACGUACCUGUGGAAUGCAGAGACCAAUGAAUUCAUGGGUCGCUCUGGGAAGAGCUGGAGUGAGUUAAGAGGAAAAAAUAGGUUCUCUAAUGUUAGGAUGUGGAAAAAGGAAGUACUUUAACGCUAACUUUACUUUUACUGCAUGAUUUUAAGAAUUACAGAUCUGAUGUUUGAGUGAUUCGCUUCAUUUAGUUUUAAAAAGGCUUUAAAGCACAUGAGUUUUUAAAAGUUGGAUUAGUUUAAGGGCUGAGAAAUGUCUUCCAAGAGUGUGUGUGUGUGUGUGUGUGUCCGAAUGCUCAAUGUUUACAUAGGUGCAUGGACAAUUCAGAGUGUCCCGACAAAAACAGACUGCCUGGGGACGCAUCCCCAGCGGGAGCGCGCUGUUCUGGGCCUUGCAUUGGCCAGGAAUCACAUUCCUCAUCAUCUUACCAUGCUCUCCAGUGCCUCUUUCCCAAAGCCUCUGGCGACCUCCUUGCUGAACUUAGCAUGCUUAUGGCCUCUCAGUUGCAGUGAAACACGUAGAGGUGUCUUUUUUUAAGUCCACAUAGCUCUCUGCCAAACUGAGCUUUGGUGCAGACAAACCUUUUUUGGCAGAAGUGACAGCCUGGACCAGUUUGUCGAGUCAAUGAUGAUGGGGCAGCCUCUUGGUAUUCCAGAGAAGCUGCCAUCUGACGCAGGCAAGCUCCCCUCCCUUAACUCCACUGUACACAAUGGCAAACAUGAUCCAACUGUGUGUUAAGAGAGAAUAUCCGAGCAAAGUGUGCGUUACUUGCACAAGCUCAGAUGCAGGGCUAACAGAGCUCAUUUCAGCCACAUAACCAGUGUGCACACUUGAAGCGAAGGGAGUGGGGCCCAGUGUGUGCGAUGAAGAAAAGACCCUGAGUUGAAGUCUAUGCUGUGUGUCCUGUGAGACGAGUGUUUAAGAGGACACAAUACCAGAGUGGGGUGAUUGGGGCUCCUUGGAGCUGGCUGAGCCUCUAUGGCUGCAAAAGACCUUCACUACGAUGGCAACCGGAGGUUCACUGUGUUCCUAAGUGAAAGGACAGCUGGGAGAAUUCUCACUGAGCUCAAACAGAAAGGCCUUUGUGGCUCUGGGGACGCAAGGCUGGCUGUAGCUAGUCCCCUGUGAAAUUGCCCGAACAGCAAAAGCCAUUUCAUUUAGGGCACGUUUGUCUUGAUUAGUUGCUAAUGGACUAUUUAAUUGAUAAUUGCACAACAGUGAUACUUUUCUUGGCUUCUUUCUUCUUCGGGUUCUCACAUUAGCUCAGUGCAGUGGAGUUCAUACCAGGUUUUCCCAAGUCUAGACAUGCUUUUGUAUUUAUGAACGAAUUAGUGAGUGUCCUGAUUGAGGACAGUAGCCGAAGUUCAGACAGACCACACAGUCUGAGGAAAAGAGUCUUUAUGGGUCAUUGUUUUCCUCCUCUCAGAUCAGCGGCACUGUUUAUUCAGACAUGUGUUAUAUAAGCCAAUUACAACAUCAGAAAUAUCCCCCCUCCUAACUUUCUCCCCUCCUCUUCUAGGCCUCAUCCUCCUCUUCUAUGCUGCACUUUAUAUGUUUCUGGCAGCCAUGUUUGGCGGCUGUUUGUUUUGCCUCAUGUGGUCAAUUAGUCCCUACCACCCCACCUUCAACGAUAGAGUGAUGCCACCAGGUAAAUAUAACCCUGAACGCAGACUACGUCACCCCAAUCUUUUCUGCACUUUUGUCUGUUGCUUGUACUUGAGUCUCAGCACAGUUGACUGUCUCUGGGUCUCCACUGGCAGGUAUGACGAUGGCCCCACACCUAGAGGGCCACGAGAUCGCCUUCAAUGCCUCCGAUCGCAAAUCUUGGAAGAAGUAUGCAAGAAAUAUGGAUGAAUACCUAAGAUGUGAGUCAGUGGGGAUGAGAUUUGGGGAUUCUGAUGAAGUUGCCGGGUUUGAAACAGGCAUGCAAUGAGUUAAUCCUCAUUUUCACCACCUUUGUUCCCGUUUUUCAUUUGGUUCCUGCAGGGCAUGCUGGGAAGGGAAGCCUCUUUGUGGGCAGAGUGCAGCCAUUCAAUGUAUUUUUUUUAAACGCCCAGCUUUUGUCAAGCUUCCUUAAUCAGAGGCCUGAGUCUGGCAGGGCAUUGCUGUAGCGAGGGUUUAUUUAUGCCCUCCCCCUCCCUCCCCUCUCCUGUUUUUUUUUCAGCGUAUAAUGAUGGUGCUCAAGACAGGAAGAAUAUUCGCUGCUCACAGGACAGAUACUUCAUGCAGGACGACCUGGAGGAGAGUGCAGAGCGGAAAGCCUGUCAGUUUAAGAGGUCCUGGUUGGGGGACUGUUCGGGGCUGCAGGACCCCCACUAUGGCUACUCUCAGGGAAGGCCAUGCAUCCUCCUCCGAAUGAACCGGGUAAGAAGAGUGCAAAUCUGUGGAGCAGAAGAGAGACCAUAACAGAAACUGACUGUAGUAUUCUCAAUCAGGGACACCUUGUGGUCAUUUCAAACACGUGAAUACAUGCAGAAUUUUAUCUUCCUGGAAAGGACAAUCUAUUUUAUUUUAACGUUUAUGUAACAGGGACAGUACAUACAACACUGCCACAAAAAAUGGAACAGCUAACUUGCAGUCUUUGUCCCUGGUCAGGCUUUAGUGUAGGAUAAAAUAUACUGAAUACUAUAAUACAACUUUAGUGGAUGGAUAGGUGACAUGAAUAAAUAAACACAGCAACACAAUUUAAGCAAACGUUUGGAUGCCAUUUUUAUCAUUACCAUUAAAAUCCUCCAACUGUAGUUAGCUUUAAGCAAACACAACUACAGCAUGUGCAUCUAACAAAAGGCAUUCAAAGAGAGAUGAUUUAGCAAACUGCGUGCAACCAAAAGUUGAAUUGCACUGACACUUUUUAUUUUCUUCAAAAAGAUUCUUGGUUACUUACCUGGCCAGGGCAAACCAAUAAACGUGACUUGUGGAGUUAAGGUAAAGUAGAUACACACCUUCUUGCUCGUGAUAUAAUCUCGUAUGUAUAAAACCGUCACGUAAGUGUCUCUGUUCUCUCUUUCAGAAAGGGCCUCCAGAAGCUUUGGGGGAAAUACAGUUUUUUCCCAAAAGCUUUUUCGAACUGAAGUACUACCCUUACUAUGGGAAGCUCAGACACGUGAGUGAGAGUUUCAUCCUUGUAACGAAACAUGAACACGUCAUUCAAGUCCAAAAUGACAACCAUUUAAACCCAUGUGUUUCAGGUAAACUACUCUUCACCGGUGGUAGCUGUGCGUUUCGCAGGAUUGCAGUACGACACUCACUUCCAAAUACAGUGCAAGCUGAAUGGAAAGGGCAUCAUCAAUGAUUCACCCACUGACCGCUAUCUGGGCAGUGUCACCUUUUCCUUGGAUGUCGGAGCGUGAACAGGAGGUUCUGACAAUGAGGCAUAAAAAUAUACACAAAAGGUUGAUGAUAUACCAUUUUUUUUUCAUGAAUUAUGAAAUUACCCUCGCCUCACCUUUACUCAAAUAUCCAUGUUUUUUGCUGUGAAACAAAUUCCUUGAGAAUUAGCUAUUUACUUGUGUGUUUCUGAUGUAUCUUUGUACCUUGAGCAUGCUAUUGGCACCUGCACACCAAACACACAGUGCUGAGCACAGGACAAGUGCGUAGAGUGAGUUGCAAUUCCUGAUAAUUCAUAAUGAUUAGUAGAUUAAUCAAACUAAAGUAAACUUUGCCCAACAGGUAGCAGUUUUGGCUAUGCAAAUCCAAUUAUGACUUAAACAUUAAACAGCGAUUAGAUAUUAUGUUUAUCAAAUUAGAUAAUGUUUUUGUGUGAAUUUUUUCAAUGUGAUAAAGCGUACUAAUUGUUUUUGGGUUUGCAUUAUAUUUUUUAAACAUGUAUAUUGUGAGAAUUCAAAGAACUAUCAUGCAAACACUGAGAGCAGGACUUGUACUGUACUUACACAGUAAAAAAAUAAAUGAUUGCAAAUACAGUAUUACUUUAUUUUUGUCAAGUAGAGUAGUGUUAUACAUUUAUGAUAAAGCAUCACAUGCCUCUUCGCUCCCGCUUUUGUAAAAACAUUUGCUUUUGAGAAUGAUAUACUACAUGUGACUGAUCAAUGAAGAGAGAUCCCAUACUGUGAAAUAGUUUGUAAAAGGUCAGUACCAGUUAAGUAAAAAGUAACUGUUUCCUUGUAGUACUAAUCCUGCCUGAACUGUGCCACUAAACCCGGUAUCAAUGUUGUAUUUAUUCAAAUGAUAGUUCUUGUAAUAAAUACAGAGUCCUCUUAUGAAGCUUUG
Messenger RNA from Xyrichtys novacula (pearly razorfish), 5448 nucleotides. The record is from the annotation of a GenBank genome assembly. Lineage: Eukaryota; Metazoa; Chordata; Actinopteri; Labriformes; Labridae.